ACGCAGGAAGAGCAGAGGAUACAAGAAGUAAACUGGAGAGAAGAACAGUGCCUCGAGCCUGCUUUAAUUCUGAUCUUGAUUUCAGAUUGAAAAUGCUUUGUCAUGUGCCAAAAUUGAAAGAAAAGGAGGAACAUAACGAGGAUGACAGUGAUGAUGGGGAACAAGGUCUAGAGGGAGAAAGUAAUGAUGAAGAAGAUGAAGGAGGUAGUGAUGAAGACAGUGAUGAUAUUGGCGAAGAUAUUCCUGACAUUGGCGAGGAACCUGGAAAGGCGAAGCAAGAGGUGGAAAAUCCUCUUUUCGAAGAAUCUGGGGAAUCUAAUGACUCAGAUUCCGACGAUUUCAACGAUUCUGACGACAGUGACGAUGAUUCUGAUAAUGAUGACGAUAAGAAAGAAGAGAAACCUAAAGGAUUUGAAGGGGAAGAUGAUUUGAUUGCAACACUGAAAGCUGCCAGGGAAAAGAAAGUUCGGGAUAGUCCGGCAGAUAUUAGGUUGAAGGAGAGUGGGACAGACAUCUCCUUCCAUCCAGAACAGAACCUGCUCACAGUUGGAAAUAUCCAGGGAGAGAUAUCAGUCUUCAGAGUGGAAAACGAGGAGAACACUGCGUUGAAGAAGUUAAAGAUACAUAAGGGCGGAGUACGUUGUGUUGAGUAUAGUCUGGACGGAGGAACAAUUAUCACCGGAGGGAAGGAUAAAACUAUUAAGGUGUUGGACUCGGAAACCUGGAGUUUUGUUUUUAAGGAUCCGUUGUCCACCCCCUCCCCACUCUACACACUGGCUCCUCUUGAACACGGAGCAGUUUCCGGAGAUGAAGAUGGUACGGUCAAAAUCUGGGAUUUUAGAACUAAGAAGAGUGUUUUGACGAGUAAACGGUUUAACGAGUUUGUCAGCAGUUUCCAUGUCCAGGAGGAGAGGAAGCUCAUCAUUGCUGCUUCAGGAGAAGGAACUAUUCAGGUACAGAGCGUCCCAUUUCAUACUUUAUUAUCUCCAAGCUUGCCAAAAUACGCACAUAAAAAGCUUCAGGUGUACAGUAGUGAAUUGAACUGCCUGGGUUCAGUUCGGGAAGGAACUAAGCUUGUUGUUGGAAGUGGCGAAGGAACUCUGUUUAUCUUUAAUCAAGGAUCCUACGGAUACCACAGUGACCAAUAUCCCGGACAUCCUGACUCAAUCAACAGUUUGUUAUCUGUGACGGACAAUGUGGUUCUAACUGGUUGUGAAGACGGUUCUAUUAGAGCAGUUCAUCUCUUCCCCCACAGAUUUAUUGGAAAUGUUGGACAGCAUGAAGGAGAUAUGCCGAUUGAGAAGAUGGACAUCAACGGUUCAGGAGAAAUCGUUGCCAGCAUAGGGCAUGAUAACCGGGUUAAGUUCUGGAAUAUUGGAUACUUGGAGAAAAUGGAAUACGAGAAGAAGUCGAAACCAGUUUUACAGAAAAAUCUUGGUCCUAAGAAGCGGAAGCUGGCAGAAGCUGUUGCCCGAGAAGGAGAACAUCAGCUUCCAUCUAGCGGCAGGAUUAACAAACGUGAUUUCUUCAAGGGCUUUGCCGAAUAGGUGAAUCUUGCGGAUACGAGAGUAAGUUUAGAAUUCCUGCUGAUAAGAAACCAAGAACAUUAUUGUUUUCAGAA
Eurytemora carolleeae is the source of this 1621-nucleotide messenger RNA. Its product is annotated as WD repeat-containing protein 55 homolog. Gene Ontology annotation, molecular function: protein binding. The record is from RefSeq and is a predicted model, not a curated record. Bases 93 to 1547 code for a protein of 484 amino acids. NCBI's taxonomy places the organism in Eukaryota, Metazoa, Arthropoda, Copepoda, Calanoida, Temoridae. The transcript has 12 exons.